CUUACACAACUCUUUUUCUGGAACCCAAGAAUAAACCUCAGCCCCCUCCUUGUGUAACAGUCAAUUAUCCUCAGAUGCUCUUCUGCCAGAACCAAAACACAAGUGAACCUCAUCUAAGGAGGCUCCUGUCUAAUCAUCUGCUGGUGUUAGCUGUCAUAUGUUUGAUGGGCGGUUAGUGAUUGUAAAGAAUCUCCAGGAACCAGAACUUAUUCUGCAUUGGACCCUUUGCAGAUCACUUAGCAAUGCCGUCCCUGCUAAUGAUUAGCCAGCUGGUCCUCUAUCCCAUAAUGCUGCUGUGUGCCGUCCUGGUCCAAGAACAACCGGAGCAGGUGCAUCUGUCUUACACAGGUGACCCCACUUCGAUGACAGUGACAUGGACGACCUUUGGCUUGACCAAGUCUGUUGUUGAAUUUAGCGCUCUGCCAGGACCAAUAACCUUUAACCUUUCUGCCUAUGGUAAUGACACACUGUUUGUGGAUGGAGGAGAGUUAAAAAGAAAGCUGUUCAUCCACAGGGUCACCCUUCAGGGUCUCAUACCAGGCCACAAAUACGCAUAUCAUUGUGGUAGUGACCUAGGAUGGAGCCCUAUCUUCUCUUUCCGUGCCAUACAGAGUGGCUCAGCAUGGGGUCCACGUCUAGUUGUGUUUGGGGACAUGGGAAAUGAGAACGCUCAAUCCUUGCCACGACUGCAGAAAGACACCCAGAUGGAUAUGUAUGAUGCUGUACUGCAUGUAGGCGAUUUUGCUUAUGAUAUGGAGAAGGACAAUGCCCAAGUGGGAGACGAGUUCAUGCGCCAGAUUGAGACAGUUGCAGCCUACGUUCCCUAUAUGACGUGUCCUGGAAACCAUGAGGAAGCAUACAACUUCUCUAAUUACCGGAAUCGGUUCUCAAUGCCAGGCAACACAGAGGGUCUGUGGUACAGCUAUGAUUUAGGCCCAGCACACAUCAUUUCAUUGUCUACUGAAGUCUACUUCUACAUGGAGUACGGGAAGGAGCUAGUGGGAGAGCAGUAUAAAUGGCUGCAGAAGGACCUUCAGGAGGCCACAAGGCCAUCUCAACGAGCUGAACGUCCCUGGAUCAUCACAAUGGGUCAUCGACCAAUGUACUGCUCAAAUUUUGAUCGGGAUGACUGUGUGCUACUUCAAAGUGUGGUACGCACUGGAAUAUCUGGUGGUCUUUAUGGGCUGGAGGAUCUGUUCUAUAAAUACGGUGUGGAUCUUGAGAUCUGGGCCCACGAACAUUCCUACGAGCGCCUAUAUCCCAUAUAUAACUACACAAUGUAUAAAGGAAGCCAGGAAGCUCCUUACACCAAUCCUACAGCCCCGGUGCAUAUAAUCACAGGAUCGGCAGGAUGUAAUGAGCGCCUGGAUCCUUUCUUUCCGUUGCACCAUGAAUGGAGCGCUGUAAGGAUUGCAGAUUAUGGAUACACUCGUAUGCAUAUCGCCAACAAAACCCACAUACAUAUCCAACAGGUCUCCGAUGAUCAGGAAGGAAAAAUUGUUGAUGAUUUCUGGCUAAUUAAGGACAGACAUUGAGAGGAGAUGGGAAUGGUACCUCCAACAUAAUCCAUAGAUGGCAGAAACUCCCCCAUUGACGAAACUGUGGCAAAACAGUGCCUGCUGCUUCUAGGCAUAAUUUCUGCACCAUAUAGAGGGUUCAAUUUUGGGUCUGAAGCCGCAUUUCUUAUUUCUGUAUAAUUUGUAUAAUUACAAGUAGAAUAUUAUAAGAUUUCUUUCAUGUAAUUAGCAAGAGUCCAUGAGCUAGUGACGUAUGGGAUAUACAUUCCUACCAGGAGGGGCAAAGUUUC
Molecule: messenger RNA, 1807 nt
Organism: Bombina bombina (fire-bellied toad)
Lineage: Eukaryota; Metazoa; Chordata; Amphibia; Anura; Bombinatoridae
Gene: ACP7
Product: acid phosphatase 7, tartrate resistant (putative)
Exons: 15
Coding region: 243-1535 (430 amino acids)
Molecular function (GO): metal ion binding; acid phosphatase activity
Source: RefSeq, a predicted model, not a curated record